Messenger RNA from Psylliodes chrysocephalus, 1447 nucleotides. The record is from the annotation of a GenBank genome assembly. NCBI's taxonomy places the organism in Eukaryota, Metazoa, Arthropoda, Insecta, Coleoptera, Chrysomelidae.
AUGGGAUAUCGGUCAAGAAAAAUCCUGCAAAUGUGCACAGACAGGGCUCCUGUUCAAGAUUUGCCUUUAGAAGACGAAAAUAAUAAAGUUUAUUCUGAUAUUGACGAUAGUGAUAAAGAUCCAGAUUAUACUCCUCAUGGGACACCUAAAAAAAAGUUCAGGAAGUUUUUUAAUCUUGACGAUUUAUUUAGUGACGAAAAUAAUCAAAACACCAACAGAAAGUCAAAAAGUCCCAAUCAGGAGGCUGACGUUUUAAAUAAUAGUAAUGAAUUAGUAGAACCCAUCACUGGAGCUUACGAACAAUGUGAAAAUAGACAAGACGAUUCUAUCGAAAACGUAAAUCGGUUUUGUAGAUCAUUGUUAAAAGAAAUUGUAGACAAUAUAGUAAAAGAAGAGAAAGGUGUUCUUCUAAUCGUUUUAAGGCCUUUUUUUAAUGUAACUGAAGAAUUUGACCCAGUUUUAAAUAAAACGGUCGUAGUAAGAAUUCAUGCAAUUUCAACAUGGUUUCCGUUUGAUGAAACUAAGCAUUAUUAUGCGGGUGUCAUUUUUCAAAUCCCUUUGGAAUUAGUAUUUACUGUUACUAUGAUAAGUGUUGAUAUGUUUACUCACAGUCUAAUUAUCCAUCCUUUGACGGAAAUAAGGAUAUUAACACACAUAUUUCAAAAUUUUGACAAAUAUGUGUCAAAGGUUAAAAUUGACUGUGGAUAUGAUGAUGCAACUGCCAGUUUUGCUACUUUGAGAGAGUGCAUUCUUUUACAUAAGAGAAUAAUUAAGUAUGUGGACGAUUAUAAUUUGGUAAUGAGUAAUGUAACGCUAUUUGAUUAUUUACAAAGUUCGCUGGAGUUUGCUACAAUAAUUUUGCAACUUAAUGGAGGAAAAUCCAAAAUUUAUGGUUUAGUUUUUGUAGUUACGGGUGCAGCAGGUAUUUUAAGUAGGCUUUUUAUAUCUUACUGGUAUGCAGAUCAACUUACUUCAGAGGCAUCCGAUAUUGCACAAGCUUUGUUUGAAAGUAACUGGUAUGAACAAACGAAGGAAAUAAAAAAAAUAUUUAGCAUUAUUAUAAUGAGAUGUAGCAAAGAAAUCGCACUAUUUAUUGGACCGUUUGAUAAAAUGUCUAUGAGAAUUUUUUUAGCGGUAAUCAAAGCAACUUAUUCGUUUGUGACCAUGCUACAGGCCUUUUCUUAAAUCAAUUAUGAAAUGUUAUUAUCUUCAGUGGCGACGCGUGACUUUUUCUAAAGUGUUACCAAAACCAGAUGUGAAAAAUCUUAUUUAAAUAGUUUAUUUUGAACCUACCAUAUAUAAGUUUUUGCUUAUUUUAAGUAUUUUAUUUACUUUUUUAAAUUAUUUAAAGUAAAAAUUGCUGGAUUGGGGCACUUUAUAUAGCUCAUCGUCUUAUGCUAUGACUAAUCCAAGCGUGUGGGAUAAAAUAAAACAAAUGACUACUCCC